CGCGGCCGGGCAAAUUUGGGCAAGUUUAGGCGGGCGAUUUGAAAACAGUCAAACAUAAAAAUUUUGUUUGUAAAAAUUCUUGAUACACUGUUUCCCGUGUUUUCAAGUAUUUUAAUGUAUUAUACACAGAAUUUAUGACAUCUAUAAUGAGUGCAAAGAAACGACGGCUUUCUAGUUCCUUCAAAAGGGACAGUAGUAUUUUGGUAAGUGUACACAAUGCCGAAACCAAAUAUGUUCACAUUUCUGUUCAAUUGAUGUUCAAAUAUUCUCUAUAUUUUGUAAUGAAUUUCGACGUAGAAUAAUUCUUACAAAUUCAGUCAAUUUUGUAUAGAACUAUGUAAUAUACAACACUGACAGUAUAAACAGCAGACAUACCAAAAUAUUUUGACCAUAUAAAUCAGUUUUAGGUAUGCUUAAUCUGUCCUGAUUUAUAGAAUCUCAGAUAUCUAGACUAGGCUAGUUUGUCCACUGAGACAAAUGUCCUUUUCAGAAGAGCUCAUCUUGAAUGCAAAGAACCUGGGCCACAGAACAGAGACAAACAGAAGAUUGACUUCUUGGUUUUUCCUAUGAUUUUGGUGUAACCGUAUAAAUUCACCGGCCCCCUGAUAAUAUUCAAAAUGGCAGACGUCCAAGGGCUGAAUGCCUCUUCAUAAGCGCACUGGCUAGGGGGAUUGCAGCAGCAUUUUGAAAACUAAUCAUGGCAUGCCAGCAGUUAUGCUUUAAUGGCAAAGUCGACCUUCUGUGUGUCUUUAUUCUGUGCCUGGGCUGAGCACAAUACUAUAUAAAAUAUAUUUCCAUCUUGUGACACCUUGAAAGCAAGCUUCACUUGCUCUGUCCUACUGGCUGUCACCUUAUUUAUGGUCCCUGUAGCUCAGGUAUGUUAAGUACCAUGUAGACAUCUUCUAUAAAUAAGCUUUUUUUAGGCGUCACCAUUGUUGUCUGAAUUCAGCAACAGUUUUGUAGAAAACAUGAUGUCGAAUGACGAGAAAAGUGGAGAUGAAGAGCCACUGUCGUUGGUUCAAUCACUUCGACUGAGAAUGGAUGAAAUGGGUGAAGAUUUGAUAAUUUGUGUUUCCAUUACGCAUUUAAGUGGACAAUUCACUCUAGCUAUACUACCACCUCUGCAAAAUGGCUACUAAAGUUACUGACAAAACUACUCUCUACAAUAUAGAACGCGAAUCAGACAAAAGACAGAAAGCUAUGGCUGAUUUACCGCAUAUGAAAAGGUUUAAAACCAAAAUGAAAAGACGACAACUAAAACAGAUAUUACAUGACAUGGCAGGUGAGGUAUAAUUAGUUCUGCCAGCGAUCAUGGCUGAUGGAACUUACAAAUAUCUUUCAACGAUUACAUAAAGCAUUUGUUGGUAUGGUUAUAUAAUUUUUUAUUCAGAUGAUGAAGUGGAAGACAGAAAAAAAAGUAACAAAAAGAGAAAACGGGUAAAUGGAAUGUUCAUCAUAUUUUAUGCUAUCGGCUACUUCAAACAGGUGGUAUAUACUACCGGUCACUAGUAAUGACCACAUCAUACCACGAUCAAUUAAUUUAGUCAGUCACCAGUACAACCAGGGUUCAAUCCCAACACAAUUCUAAUUACAAUUUCCCUUCGGAUGAAUGUUGAAUGAGAAAUUAUAGUUCUGCUUCCAAGUUUGACCAUAACAAAACACCACAGAUUACAGUAUUAUCCCUUCACAACAGUUUGCUUCUGGUUCAGUCAAACUACAUUCAAAUUGCUUUUAUAUUCUAGGCUUCCAAAUUCUUGGUAAUGACUAGCCUUGAAAAGAGGUAACAAAUGUGGCCCUAUUGUAUUCCCGUCCAAUUUUCAUAUAAUACCAGGCCUAAUAUUUUCAAGCCUCAAGAGCAUUCAAUCUUGAAGGAGACAUAUGUUAUCCUUCGAAUACUUACGAAAAGGAUGACGAUUUUAAGUGUUCAAAAACCUAUAAACAGGCAUUUCUUUUCAGCAUGCGAGAGACAGUUGUAGCUGUGGUGGAUCAAUUAGGUGGAUACGAAAUUCGGAAAGAAGUUGAUCAUGAUACCACCCAUGUCGUUUCUGCUGGCAAACGUAGAACAGUGAAUGUUUUGAAAGCGAUCUUAUCUGGUUGUUGGCUUUUGUCAGUAGAGUGGGUUUUGAAGUCGUUAGAGAAAGGAUUUUGGUUAAAAGAAGAGCCUUUUGAGUUGGUGGAAGAUUUUCCUGUGGCAAAAGUAAGUGCAGGAAUACUUUGGAUUUGACUACAAGAGUGAUGAUGUCACAAGUUGUAUUCUGAAUUCCCACUGUUUUGAGUAUCAUGAAAUGCAUUUUGAACUAGAUUUUUCUGUUCGCAAACUUGUACUUUUAAUUUUUUAGCAACUGCGAGAAGAAAGAAGUGCCUCACCAUCCUACUGUCAGUACCAGUGCAAACUCUUGGCUGACAUUGGUCCAAUCUUUGUUUCACCCUGUACAAGUCCACCACCACAAGACAUUGCUAAGCUCAUCAAGUUAUCUGGUGGUGCAGUAAGUAUAGCUCUUCCAUGUCCCCUUUUGCACAACAAUAGUGCCAUUUACUUACGAUCCAGUUCGGGAUAUUCCAUUGUUCAUUCAUUUUUGUUCCAUUCCUAGGUAUCUGGCACAGCAAGAAGAGCGUCUGUGUGUAUUGGUAAAAUCACAGCCAAAACAGACGGUGUUCAAGUCUCUGAGACAUGGUUACUAGGUAGGAAUUUGUGGCAAUUUUUCAUACAAAUGAGAAUUUUUUACAUUUAGAAUGGAGGGAGAUUUCUAUGUUAAUUAAUAAAAACAUAGAAAUGUUUGUAUAUUAUAGUUUUCCACACAAAACCAUAUUUCUUUUUCUAGAUUGUAUUACUCAACAAACUGUUUUGCCUUUUGAUGAAUACCAAGAAAAAAGGAACUCUUAAAGGACACCUAAAUAUCCCAAUAUUCAAGUUUCACAAAUGUGGGGUACCAGUACCACUGUAAAUAUUUUAAAAUUUAGAAUGCAUCAAUUACGUUUAAGUAAUCCAAAUUUUGUAGAUUUUUCUAUAACUAUUAUAAAAUAUUUACUAAAUAAUCCGGAUGUUAGACUGAUGUGGUUUGCUGUUAGGUUUUCAAUGCGGCUUUUCACAAUAAUUUAUGAUAAUUUGCAACAAUUUGUUGAUUUCACAUGUGUAGUGGUGUUCCAGCUGUUCACAAACACAGUAGAAUAAUAUCAUUGGGUCGUUCCAGAAAAUAUCCAUACUCCCCUCCACGGAGGAAAUUUCUGCCAUCCGGAGGGGGGGAAAAUUGUUUCUGAUAAUAGUAAAUGUAUUAGGAUAUCCGAAGGGGGUAGGGGGGUUAACUUCCUAUUUCCUCUGUGAUGAUGGUAUGGAUGUUUUUUGGAAUGACCAUUAACCAAAGAGGGGAUAUUUUAUGUUUUAUCAAAAUUCCAUUCAUUAAAAGUCAUGUUUUAUACAAUUUCAAUAUUUGUAUUAAUUGUAUUUUUAAAAUUCUGUCAAUAAAAAUUCUUUACAAAAAUAAAUACAAUUUUGGGAUGUUUUAGCAUGUCCUAGUGCUCUAUCCAUUUUUGUCAACCUGACGAACUUUUUUUCUUUCCUUUUUUCCCUUUCUCCCAUUUUACUGUGUCAAGUUCAUGUUGUAUGAUCUCAGACAUUCUUGCUUGAAAACCAGGACUGCAUCCAACCAUUGGGUCUGGGUAUUUACAAUCUGAGC
Messenger RNA from Paramuricea clavata, 3674 nucleotides. The record is from the annotation of a GenBank genome assembly. NCBI's taxonomy places the organism in Eukaryota, Metazoa, Cnidaria, Anthozoa, Malacalcyonacea, Plexauridae.